Molecule: messenger RNA, 5423 nt
Organism: Photinus pyralis (common eastern firefly)
Lineage: Eukaryota; Metazoa; Arthropoda; Insecta; Coleoptera; Lampyridae
Exons: 2
Coding region: 34-4521 (1495 amino acids)
Source: RefSeq, a predicted model, not a curated record
UUCUGUUAAAGCAAUCCACGCAGGAGGUGAAACAUGGACGAGUUACCCAAUUCCGACGAUCCCCAAACGGAAUGUGAUGGAGAAAUAAGGCGCGUCGCAGACCAACAGCAUCUCGAACCGAAAAGUGCGCCGGAAAUUCCGUGCAGACGCUCCGCGCGUAUCUCCGCCGCCAAGGAAAACGGCACGCUUCUCUUAAACGCGUACGAAUACCUCAUCGCCGCAAGUUUCAAUAAGAAGCCUCGAAAGGAGAUCAGUGCGCGACGUAAGACCGCCAAAAAAGUGACGGACCCCUGCGAUUGCCAAGAGAAGUUUUCGAUGAGUUCGAAGAGAUUAAGGACCCUAUCCCAUUCGAACAACGCGUCUCCUGCCACCGAAAACGAAUGCGAUCAACCGCGCAAAGAUGAUGAAGUAACGGCGGUCAAUCUAGCACAUGGAUCAACUGAUAACAAUGCGGUCAACGAUGAUAAAAAAGACAAAGUCGACGAUCGUGAUGAAAUCUUUAAAUGUGUUAAAAUGAAAACGGAAUCCAAAACAAAUAGUGAUUUAAAAAUGAAAAUUAAAAAGUGCUACAAAAAGUCGAAGAGGAAGGAGCCGAGUGGCGACCUAAAUAAAGUGACUGUCAGCGAUAACGGAAAACCUGGCGUUCCAAACGAAUCCGGAAAGAAGAGGAAGCGGGAAACGUGCAGAAAACAAUUUCGGCACAAAGACAUCACGUUAUACAAGCUCGGGAGCGGCCCUGAGAAAAGCAUCGCCAAGACGAAACAUGAAAUACAGAAAUUAUUUAUUAAGUGCCCCACGGGUGAUGGUCCAUCAAAAGAAGCAACUGAAUCUUUCCUUGCGACUGAAAAAGACGUGAGUAACUUGUUACAAUCAUCUGCAAAGGAAAAUAGUGACAAACUGGCCGAGGAAAAACUAGAGGAUGCUAAGCUAUUAGAAUCCGAAAGUACUCCAUGGUUAACCAAAGCGGUCCACGAGGAAGCUUCAAAUAAGUGUGAAACAGUAACCGAACCUAAAGCGAUUCCUGAAUUACGAAUAUUUGACGACUCUUCAAAGUCAUCGAUAGAGUUAACCGACAUAAAAACAAACAAACCCGAAUCUGGCAAACAUAAUUUACCAAUCAGAAUACCUGAAAGGCGAUCCAGCAUCGCACAACCCCUACGCCCGACUUCUAGUCGAGCUGAGGUUAAUUUUUCCGUCGAAAAUAUGGUCGAGAGUAAUUCUUCUACUUCGAUAGAGUAUAAUGGAAAAAUUUUACACAGGCCCUAUCAAUCUGUGGAGAGCGCCAAGAGUACGUCGUCUGAUGAAGAUCGCCCACCGCAAGUAGUUACCAAAAUUCCGGACAUAACGAACGAAGAACUGCCUGCUGGGUUAGGGAAACGUUGUAGUGGAAUCACAGAUCCACUGAAAGUCAAAGAAAACCACUUGCCUCUGCAAAAAACCUCGCUCAAAAAUGAUUCGAAGCACGAAAAGAUUUCGUCGCCUCGAAACGUUAAAACGAUCGUCUCACCGUUACAAAGCAUGCCUCGUUUAGACGUCACUGAAGAGCGUAUCCCUGACAAAGUAAGUCCUAUUUUAAAUGCGUCACCUUCAUCUAAAAAUUUGAAGCGAAAGCUGUCCCCUGAACGAGAUAAUAUACCCUUCGCCAAACAAUCUAAAGAAGAGCGCCCCACAUCGUACAAUUUUCCAUUCGCCAAUCCCCCCUUGUAUAAUUUCCUCCCCACGUUCGCAGAAUAUAACCGAUACCUCCGCCCACCUCACUUCGCACCGCGCGCCCUGACACCAUACGAAUCCUACAAUACUCACCUAGUUAGGAAUCCCAACUUUCCGCAAUCGAAUUUUUAUAACUACGAUUACGUCAAAUCUCUACUACGUUACUCGAAACAGGAACCGAGUCAUGCGCAAGCCUCACCCGCAACGAUUUCGCCCACCGUAACUUCGAACGUUCCGAAAACCAAGGAAACCGCAAUCCUAACCAUUCCAGUCGUGAGGGCUGCUAGUGUGAAACUCGCGGAAGAAUCGCACGAGGAUGAAGACUUAAAUGCGCAAACCUUAACGAAAAUUAUAAAUAACGAAUGUCUCUCGGUGACCAAAUUGCCUCCAAACGCCGAUAUUCCCAAACUGAACGUCGGUAAAAAGGAAAGUGGCUCCAAAUUGGAAAUGGAGAUACUUCGCAAGGAAUUGAUUAAACCCGCCGCUCCAGUGCGAACAUCGUCUCCAAAACCGACAUCACAUCAACUGAGCAAAGUGGAACCCGCACCAAAUUCGCCGCUUUACGUAAUAUCGGAUUCCGAAACAGAAACCGAUAACGAAGCGGAGUUAGAGGAGGAAAGAAAUAGUAGCGCACUAAAUCUAACAAAAGGGAACUCUGCAGUAGAUCAUAAACCCGCGGUGAGGGUUCGCAAUACUUCUUCAUCUGAGAAAAAACGAAUUGCGCACACGCUGAAUACGCUGACGUUUGUUGUCAACGAAAUAAUCGACAAAUCCGGCGGUAACAUGGAGAAACACGACAAAGACAUGCUACAUAAGCUACUGAAAGGUGUCCGUCAGAAUUUUGAGCUUAGCUCUGCCGACAUCGACGAAAGUCCUCCCGUGAUCGUAAAGCAGGAGAACGUUAUCGAAAUUGUGUCGUCCGAUUCGGAAAAUUCGAACGGCGGAAAGGACGAAACAGUUCAACAGUGCUUGGAUUUAUCAAAAACUGGCGAUGUUGGAAAGGAAAGUAGCCAAGUGCCCAAAAACCAAAGCGUCGCCAAUUCGCCAUCUGCCGCAAACGACGUCGUCGUAAGUUUAGUGUCGCCGAAUACUCAAGAGGCGCAUGCCGCCAAUACACCGCCGAAGAUUGCGGCGCACGGAGAAACUUGUGGAAUCGAUCUCUCGCUGCGUGGUAAGCCAAAUUGCGUCGAAGAGGCACAUCGAGUAACAGAAGUUAAUAACAACAAAGAUCCGAUAAGUAUCAGUCCAGUAGAUAGAUCAAACGUUGAAGCUGCUAUAACACGGAACCCGUCACCUUGUAGAGCUUUGGAGUCGCCUCAGACUGUGCUUAAAAGUAAGACAAGCAACGUCGAUAUAAAUGUUAAGAAAGAAAGCGUAAUUACUAGCCUCCCGCCAGCACGACCAAUAAUAGCCCGUCGAGCUAGUUAUCAUCCGUCCACUACAACACCAAAGCCCCAUCCAAACUUACCUUACAAAGACACAACAUACCACAACGUGUCUGGUAAUAUCGAACUUCCUCGACCGACCUAUCAAACAAAUAGAAAUCCAGUGAACAACCCUCAAGACUCGGAUCCCUCUUCCAAUUUGUCGACGAGUCUAAUGAAAACUUUCGUUUGCGAGUACCUAAGGGGAGGUAACCAGAACCAAACUCAGUACUCGCAUUCUGCGCCGGUCACACCAAAAUCCACGACUGCUACGAAUACGUUUACUUACACAAAUCCGCAAUCAAUGCAGGCGCUUCAAGAGUAUACCAAUCGAACUGCAUACCAAGCUUGGCAUGACGAACUAAGAAGACGCCGAGUUGCACUUCCUCAGUACUACGCCAACUCGAAUGAGCGGCCUCAAACAAAUGUGAAUUUAAAUAAACCGAUUAAUUACAACGGCGGCAACCCUUACCUGCACCCGACACAGCCUUCGGCAAAUCCGUAUGGCGCGAACAUGCCGAGAGCCGAACGUUACUAUGGAACUUACGGGAGUGUUGUAAAUGGAAACGUUCUCGCACCAAGUGCCGCUGUGAUUCCUCCCAAAAAUCAGGCAGCAAAUAAGGUGAAUGGGCAGUUUUCGUACGCAUCUCCAAAUUAUGGAUACUUUAGAAGAGGAGGUCCUCCAUCGAAACCGUUCGCAAACUAUAAUCCAACGAAACCGCCGCCCGCGCCCAACCAAAAGCAGCCACAACAACCCCAUCAAUUUGCGGAGAUCAACUCGAAAAAGCCGGAAAGUUUCUUGGGCAAGGGCCGGUUGAGAGAAGCGGUGUUCAACGACAACGCGUCGCCAGAUUACGGUUACUAUUCUCCGCAAACGAAAGCGGCGACAACGGUCGACGGAGCGCAGCAGUACGGCGCCUACUCGCAAAACAUUGAAAAGCGCCGUCCAUCCGUCUCCUCUCAACACUCUAGUCUUAGCACGUUAGAAAACCCGUUCUCCGAACACCACCACACGAACAGCAACAGUUCAAGCACCACCUCGAUCGGAAGCGUGAACAAUAACCCCGAACCGCCCCCGCAGACGUUUUCGCUGAUAUCGCAAUCGAAGGACCAAGCCAUACUGGCGAAGAUCCUGCCGAAAUUGCAAGCGAGCGAUCAGCCCCUAACGCCCGAGCAGUACGUUCGCGAAAUGAACAUACUGGAGGCCGAGGGCUGUCCCAAAAAACUACUCGAGUUUUACGCUUACGUUACCAAGAAACAAAUCGCGAGCAACCAGCGCCCGAUAGGCUUCGGCAUAUUUUUGGAGUUUCAGAGCGCGGGAAAGCUAACCGUUUUCGAAGACGCGUUCAAAUUAUACACCGAGAAGCGUCAAAUUGAAAAGUUUUAAAGCAGCUAAGUGCAACGGAACUUGUACUUUGUUUUACAUUUAUUUUUCUACCAAUUACUAAAUUAAAGCCAUCUAUGCUCAACUACCUAUAUUCGUGCUUUACUUUAAUUAUGUGUUCAACUGGAAGACUGAAUUUAGAUAUCUAAGUAUUUUUAGGCGCUAGCCGGAUGUUUGGGGUUACUGGUUGCACGAUUUUUGUUUCUAAAAGCUUAGUUGGACCAAAAUUUCACAUUUGCUUUUUAAAUUAUCACCGUUUUCUAUUUCUAGUAGAAGUGACUGGAGUAAUAACUACCAAUCGUAUUUAUGUACGGUAUACGACAAAGGUAGAUGAUAUUUAUGCGGAGAUACUUAAAGACCUUUUCCCUCCAAGCCAGUGUUUCGUAUCACUAAACUUAUUCUAGCUAUUAGUUUCAAUCAUUAAUUUAUUUUUUGUUGCCAACUGAUCUGUUAGUUGUAUACAGUCUUUUCAAUAAUACACUCUCGGCCAUAGCCUUUAGAACGAGACGAGAAUUUUCACAGUGCGCUUACGCAUUCCUUUAAUUGCAGACUAGGUAAGGCGUUUUAUAUGUAAAUCAAAAUUUGGGCUGUGUCCUUAGUGUUAAAAUCAUUCAUUUUAUUUUGUAAGUUAUUGUGUCAUGCAAAUUGUUAGCCAACAGCCGAUAAGGAUCAAGAACAUAUCAUCAUUAAAAUACAAUAAAGGUAGCUUUAUGAUGUGUUAUGAAAUGACAUUGUCCCCUCCUAGACCUAACUGUUAAAACUCUCUGUAUUAUUGUAUCAAUGUUGGGAAGUUUUAUGUUUGUAGUAAGGUAAAGACUUAAAGAAUAAAAUUCCUAUUAAAAAAUGACUAAAAGACAGAUCCUCACGAUCUGUGUUCAAAAAGUAUUUGAUAUUUAACGUUUAAU